Microsporum canis CBS 113480 is the source of this 408-nucleotide messenger RNA. RefSeq lists its product as uncharacterized. The coding region runs from base 1 to 408 and encodes 135 amino acids. The record is from RefSeq and is a predicted model, not a curated record. NCBI's taxonomy places the organism in Eukaryota, Fungi, Ascomycota, Eurotiomycetes, Onygenales, Arthrodermataceae. The transcript has 2 exons.
AUGGCAUCGCAGGGCGCAUGGGAGUUAUGUCAGCAGGGGAGUUGUAAUAGUUAUGCCGGAUUCUACUUUUUUUUAUGUACGAUGCAUGUACGACGCCGACAAGUGUAUAAGGGAUUCCGCACACAUACCCGGCAGCCAGUAGCGAGCCACGGAGAUUUAAAAAAAAAAAAGAAGAAGCCAGCAGAUGAUAGACACUCUGUUGCAUGCAUGUUGAUUAUCCUGAUGGAUCGGAUACAGGUUGCCCUGUGGUGGCUGGACCUUCGACCUCGUCUUCUUCCUGUUACUUCUGCUCGGGAUGUUAGACGGUCUGAAUGUGGUGGUGGUGGAUACAUGCACGAAAUGCUCCAUGCACCCAGCAGACACCAUGAUAUCCAGCAGGGAUCGAGGAGAAAGCCACCACGCUGGUGA